Naumovozyma castellii is the source of this 2442-nucleotide messenger RNA. RefSeq lists its product as uncharacterized. The record is from RefSeq and is a predicted model, not a curated record. The transcript has a single exon. Lineage: Eukaryota; Fungi; Ascomycota; Saccharomycetes; Saccharomycetales; Saccharomycetaceae. Bases 1 to 2442 code for a protein of 813 amino acids.
AUGAAAGUUCAAGAAAUGUCCGCUCCUAAUGUUGAUCAAUUUAGAAUAAUUGAACCUUUAACCUCCUCGAUAUUCCUUUUUAUUGAUGGGGCUGAGACCACAUAUAGCUCGAGGAUUGGAUGGAAGCCGCUCUCAAAGGAGAUAAUUGAAACUUUACAACUUGAGCCUCUCUUGAAAGAAUUCAAUCUUACUAAUGUGCUUUGUGAUGGUAUAGAGGAUAUCAAUGCCUUGACUGUUUUAAGUGAGCCCAUAAUUAAUAGCGCUGCUUUUAUCUCACUGCCCAUUAAUGGAUCAGUGACAUCCAACACUUCAGAACCAACUAUCUCUCAUAAAAUCUCCUUCAAUGACAUUGUAACAUUACUUCCAGACAAGGAGUUGACUGAUGAGCAAGUUUCAAAUCUAGAUUGUAUAUGCCACGAAUUAUCAAUCGAUAUCAUAAUUCCGUCCCUAAAACAUAAUAAUACCAAUUGCGACCUCUACAUCUUAGGAAAGGAAUGUAAAGUAUUAGCAGCCAAACAUCAUGUUCUUGCAUUGCUAGAUGUGAUGAAAUCAACAGUUACUACUGAUUCCAAGAGAACACGAUUAAAAGUAGAUACUCUCGAAUUGAAUUUCCUUCAUGAAGAUCCCGUUCCUCUGGAUAUCCAUCCCGCAACCAUCCAAUACGUUAAAUCAACUUACAAGACAAAUAUAUACCAGCCACAUCUAAAUGAUGGCAACUUGUUAGAUAAAGAAAAGACCAUUUACUUGUCCAGCGAGGUACAUUCAUUCCUACCGAUUGUGAAGAAAAUGCUGAUGGAUAUUCUUAAAAGUAGGACACCAACAUACUAUAAAUCUCUCUCAGGUAUUUCUCCAGGGAAACUAAGAUACAUAAGAAGAUUUUGUAGGGAGACGGUGGACAAGAUAACUUUGAAAUUCCAAUGCUCUAUAUACAUUUCAUCAGAGAAGGCGGAAUUUUGUUCUACAUCGAAGGAACUAUUAAUUUUAGCGAUAAGAUAUUUCACAAUACAUGUUUUGCAGCAAAUUACGGAAAUUCAAUUAAUUUUCGAUGAUAAUUCCACAAUUGAUGAUCAAUUAUUAGAACAUGUUUUGCACGAAGAUUUAAUUAUAGUACAGGACUCUCAACAAGAGAACCAAUUAUUAAUCAUCGGUAAUCAUACAACCAAAUCAACUGACAUUAUUGAAAAAUUAAUUAAAAUAUUUGCUUCUUCUGACUUAUCUAAAUAUGAUGUGUUACAGUGGAAAGCAAUAUUUGAAUUAGACCCAUCAUUCGAAGAAUUUAUAUCAGGUAAAAAGAAUGGCAAACUGACAAGAAUACUGGACGCGAAUCAUGAUUCACUACUAAAAUUAGAGCGCUUGAAAGAAGAUGAAAGGUUAUUUCUACAUUUGAUUCAUACGUCAUCAUUAACUAAUUUCCAAACUGCCUUUAAUUUGGUGUUAAAUGAAUUACCGGCAGAAGAUUCGUUUUACAUACCUGAACUUUAUCAUAGACCUGUAAUAGGUUCAGGUGGUUCGAUCAUCCAAACUACAAUGCGGAAACAUAAUGUGUUCAUUCAAUUUUCUAAUAGUUUCUUAUUACCUCAGGAGAAGUCAUCUUUAAUCAGAUAUGAUAAUGUAAUCAUUAGGUGUCCAUUUAAAAAUCACAAUAAUAUAAUAAUUGCCAAGAACGACUUAAUUAAUAUGGUUGAUAAUUUUGGAUCAAUGCAAACAAUUGUGAAAGUCCAUAUAUCAUUGACUCAAUAUCGAUUCCUUUUAAGCAAUUAUGGUGGAUCAAUUAUAGGUACAUUGGAAAAAGCUCACAACGUCUAUAUAAUGUUUCCAUUAUCCGUUCCAACUGAUAAUUUUGUUUUGACUAUUAAAGGUAUGGAAGAAAACCCUUCAAAAGCUGCAACUGAUCUUAUUAACUCCUAUUUUGGCUUUGAAAUGGAAAUUAAAAUGACCAAAAACUUCACGGAGGAGUCUUUAAGUAUAUUUGAAAACCAAGUCAUAGCUAACUUUGACGAACGCUUUAAUGCAAAAAUAGCAGUGUUGAAUAAAAGUAUUUUAAUAACAUAUAAUAAGGAAAGUGCUGAUAGUCUGCAAAUGUUAUUGAAAGACUUGAGUAAUUACGCACAAUGGAGAAAAGCAGACAUUGUUUCAAGAAACGAAAGAAAUGACUUUAUUAUUCAUGAAGAUGUCAUAUCGAAAAAUGAAGAAACAUAUUCUCCAGUCAAAAAUUCAUAUGUGGGGUUAAUGCAGCAACCUAAUGUAAGGUUGAGUAUACCGAACAAUAGUAUAGACUACCGCCAAUACCAAUAUCCCAAUUUCAAUAUUGAUAGUCAAUCCCCGACAAAGCUUCCAUUUGACUACACUAUAUCAAAUAAUGGAAAGGAGGGCAGUUUGAUGGGUGUUGCAGUUAUGGGCCAACAAAGUCAAACUGGUUCACCUCAAAAAAAAAAUAGAUAG